Cyclocybe aegerita is the source of this 507-nucleotide messenger RNA. The record is from the annotation of a GenBank genome assembly. NCBI's taxonomy places the organism in Eukaryota, Fungi, Basidiomycota, Agaricomycetes, Agaricales, Hemipholiotaceae.
AUGUCGAAUAUGACGGCAGAGACAACCACAGCAACAACAGGACUAACAGACGCCAAUGCGCCAAUAUCGAAGUUUAUCCCAUACAUCACUCGUGGAUUCACAAUUCUCGUCUCAACAUCGAAAUUCUUGCUAUCAUCCUUACGACCUGUUCUUCUCCUCUCUCCUCUUCCGGUUCUUCUCUACCUCUUCGCUCCUGUAACGGUCUUUCUCGAUAUCCUUGCGACAGUUUUCGUACGAUCACCGUACCGCAUCGUAUCUUACCUUCUGGACGCCCUCUUUCCGCUCUAUGUCUUCUGUGGGGUAGCCUGCAUCACUGGCGGAGUGCUGGGCCUCGCGGGACGCCUACUUUGCCGCGUCAUUCUGAAUGCGGUUCAACUCAGAUCGGAGGACCAAGAAACCACGGUCGCUGGCGCUGGCGAGGUUCGCAUCAAGAAUGUGCCGGAAGAAGGCCGCAAACGAGAGAAAGGGAAGAGGGUUGACAGGGAAAGGGUCAAAUUUGAAUCAUGA